Molecule: messenger RNA, 918 nt
Organism: Symbiodinium necroappetens
Lineage: Eukaryota; Dinophyceae; Suessiales; Symbiodiniaceae
Source: the annotation of a GenBank genome assembly
AUGAACUGGCGUGAUAUUGCAUUUGAUUGGAAUCAGGUCCGGGCGUUCCUCGCUGCUGCGGAAGAAGGAUCACUUUCCGCUGCGGCUCGCGCUCUGCAACAUACGCAGCCGACCUUAAGCCGCCAGGUGACGGGACUUGAGCAAUCACUGGGCGUGACGCUAUUCGAGCGCGGUCAUCGCAGGCUGCAGUUGACUACGGCUGGACUGGAACUCCUUGAGCACGUGCGUGCCAUGGCCGAGGCCGCUAAUCGUGUCUCGCUGGCAGCAUCCGGGCAGUCUCACGCCAUCGAAGGGCGAGUGUGCAUCACCGCAACCGAAAUGCUGGCGACUUACUUUCUGCCGUCGAUGCUGCGAAAACUGCGCGAGCAAGCGCCUGGUAUUGUGGUUGAGGUGAUCGCUUCGGACCAGGUUCGCGACCUCAUCCGGCGUGAGGCUGAUAUCGCGAUACGCCAUAGUCAGCCGACUCAGCCCGAUCUUAUCGCCCGUCGGGUUGGACGCCUCAGAGGCCGCAUCUACGCUGCUCGCCGGUUACUCGACGAAGUUGGCAUACCGCGCAGCUUUGAUGAUCUCACCGGUCAGGAUUUUGUUGGUAUCGAUAACACCGAUGCGCUGAUCGCGGGGGUGGCGGAGCAGGGGCUGGUGCUUCGUCUCGAACAGUUUCGUGUUCAGGCCGCCAGCGGCAACUGUAUGCUUCAGCUUAUCCGCGAGGGCCUCGGAUUCGGUUUUCUGCCUACGGAUACUGGUGAGAUCUUUGAUGAUCUGGUGUGCGUGCUACCAGAGCUCUUCAACCCGGAGAUCCCGGUUUGGCUCGUUUCUCAUCGAGAGUUGCGUAGCAGCCGUCGUAUCCGAGUUGUCUUCGAUCUUCUAGCCAAGGAACUUGAAACGCUUACUGAAACUGUUGGUCAGCCCAACGACUAA